GUCCCACUCCACGCCCAGCUUGCCCUGCAGCCUGGGCACGCCCGCCGCCAGCUUGCCCUGGUUCACGCCGCCUGCCGUGCGGGUGAGCUUGGGCUGUACGUAGGCAAUGCCGCCCAUCAGGCGCACGCCCGUGGCCACGUUGCCGAAGAAGCCCCAUUCCACGCCCCGGUUGCGCUGCUCGCCGCCGAAGGAGAAGACGUUGGAGACGGGAUCGGUGUAGCCGUUGGGCCGCUGGAUCUCAUAGAGGCUGAAGGUGUGGGCGAAGUCGCCCAGGUCCAGCUUCAGGCCCAGCUCCUUUUGCCGGGACUUGUAGGGCGCGAACACUUCGCCCGCGUUGGCCGCCGUCAUGGGUGCGGUGGCGCCCUGGCUCAGGCCUUCGAUGUAGUUGGCGUAGACCGAGACACGCUCGCUGGCCUUCACCAGCAGCGCGGCGGCCGGCGUGGUGGCGCCUUCGUCAUAGCGCGCGGUGCGCGCGCCCGUGGCCACGUUGAAGGUGUCGCUGAGCACCUGCUGGCGGCGCAGGCCCAGGGUGAGCUGCACGCGGUCCUGCGCAAAAGACAGGGUGUCGGCCACGCCGAUGCUGGUCAGCCGCAGUUCGGUGCGCGAGAUAGGGGGCGCGUUGAAGCUGGUGGCCGGGCCCCAGAUGGGGUGGUAGAUGUUGGUGAUCCAGUCCUGGGCCAGCACGUUGCGGCGGCCGAACUGCUUGUCGGUAUGCGUGUAGUAGGUGGCGUUGAGCGCCCACUGGUGGCCCACGCCGGCCGUGUUGAACUUGCCCUUGAGGCCGGCCUCGGCCGACUUCUUGUCCAUCUCGAAGCCCAGGUCUGCCGGGUUGGUGCGGUAGUCGCCGGCCGUGUUGAAGACCUGGAUCAGGUAGGCCCCCGUGGAACGGUACCGGGUCUUGCUGGUGCCCACGGCGGCAUAGGCCGUGACGCGGUCGCCCAGGUCGAGUUCGCCGCGCACCAUGGCGCCCUUGUCCUUGGUGUCGUAGAAGGCCCAGCUGGGGUUGAGCAGGGUGUCGGCCUUGGGCGGCCUGGGCACGGGCAGGCCUGCGGCCAGGUUGAUGCCGCGGUUCAGGCCGUCGGUGCGGUCCUCGCUGCUGUACAGGUCGGCCGACAGGCGGGCACGGUCGCCGCGCCAGUCCAGGCCCAGCGAGGCCAGCCGGGUCUCUUUUUCCUGGUGGUUCACGGCGCCGUCGCCGUCACGCAGCACGCCGUUGAAGCGGAUGCCGAACUGCUUGCGCUCGCCGAACCGCCGGCCCAGGUCGAUGUGGGCGCCCAGCUGCGCAUCCGACAUGAAGGAGGUGGUCAGCCGCGCCAGCGGCUCGUCGCCCGCGCGCUUGGGCACGAGGUUGACCGUGCCGCCCACCGAGCCACCGGGCGGCAUGCCGUUGAGCAGGGCCGAGGGGCCCUUGAGCACGUCCACGCGCUCGAACAUUUCUGGCGAUGCGCGGUAGAACGGCGCCACGCCGAACAGCCCGCCAAACGUGACAUCGCCGAUGCUGGAGCUGAAGCCGCGAAUGGAGUAGUUCUCGCUGAUGAUGCCGGUCAUGCCCGUGCUGAACACGGUGGGGUCGGCG
This is a messenger RNA of Ilex paraguariensis (yerba mate), 1576 nucleotides long. Lineage: Eukaryota; Viridiplantae; Streptophyta; Magnoliopsida; Aquifoliales; Aquifoliaceae. The record is from the annotation of a GenBank genome assembly.